This is a messenger RNA of Drosophila busckii, 916 nucleotides long. RefSeq names its product mitochondrial inner membrane protease ATP23 homolog. Gene Ontology annotation, biological process: mitochondrial protein processing; mitochondrial proton-transporting ATP synthase complex assembly. Gene Ontology annotation, molecular function: metalloendopeptidase activity. The transcript has 2 exons. Lineage: Eukaryota; Metazoa; Arthropoda; Insecta; Diptera; Drosophilidae. The record is from RefSeq and is a predicted model, not a curated record. Gene Ontology annotation, cellular component: extrinsic component of mitochondrial inner membrane. The coding region runs from base 43 to 888 and encodes 281 amino acids.
CCGGUUUAUUAUUCAACAUAUAGGACAAAAUAAAGGAAUAUUAUGGGAUUUCUAACAGAAGUCUGGGCCAAGGCAAUGUUCACAACUGACACUAAACCACCAGAUGGGAUAUUAGCCGAUGCCCAGCCAGUGCAAGAUGUCAACACAACGAAAGAAACAAAUGAGCCUGCACCUAAUAGCAAAGAAACCAAGGAAUGGGGUUAUGAUUUAUAUCCAGAGCGUCGCGGUGAAACCUACAAGACCAAGUGGACGCGCGUCCUCUUUGGCAUGGAGGGUAAGGAGAACAUAGAUCGCUACAAGUGCGAGCAGAAUGUGUACUGGUGUGUAAAGAAUGGCCCGCUAGUGAAACUUAUGAUGGGAGCUUUGCGCAGCUCUGGUUGUCCCAUCGAUCUGCGUCGACACAUCUCCUGUGAGGUGUGUGAUCCCAGCGUUACCGGUGGCUAUGAUCCGGUGCUCAAUCAGAUUGUUGUCUGCCAGAAUAUGGCCACGAACAAGAGCAUGGUGCAUGGCGUGCUCACGCAUGAGAUGAUACACAUGUUUGACUAUUGCAAUAACGAUUUAGACUUUCGUAAUGUGGAACACUUGGCCUGCACGGAGAUACGUGCUGCCAAUUUGGCGCAUUGCUCCUUCCUCAGUGCCAUGAUGCAGGGCGAUGCGGCGCCCUGGAGUGCCAAGCAGGCGCAUCAGAACUGUGUCAAGUCCAAGGCUUUGGCGUCUGUGCUCGCUGUGCGCAACAUAAGCCGUGAGGAUGCCAUUGCGGCAGUGGAACGAGUCUUUCCCAAGUGCUACGCAGAUCUGGAGCCCAUUGGACGACGCAUACGUCGCAACUCGACGGAUCAACAGAAGGCCUAUAUGGAAGCGCCGCUUUACGGUUAUGAUGUCUAUUAAAUAAAUGCCUUUAUUUACAAUAUUUUUA